AUGAAAGAAAAAAACGGAUCGUUAAAUGACGUACCCUGGACUGCUUUACUAAAUAAGUGCAUUGACCACCCUUCUCAACAGAGUAUCCUAACAAAAGAGGAACUUAACAACCGAAUGCGCCAUAUGACUGGUCGUAUCAAGUCGCUUAAAAUACGAUCAAACCGCGUAGAGGAACAGUAA
Molecule: messenger RNA, 180 nt
Organism: Phytomonas sp. EM1
Lineage: Eukaryota; Euglenozoa; Kinetoplastea; Trypanosomatida; Trypanosomatidae
Source: the annotation of a GenBank genome assembly